AUGGCUUAUGUUGCGGUCUUGUCAACUCUCUCACAUUACGGUUUUGAGUACAGUAACAGGUCGAAAAAAUUGGACCUGCACAGUUUGGAACAUAGUGGAAGAGCUGAUCAGAUUUUGCUAAAUAAAAUACUCAUAGCUCACCAUUGUGUGGGAAAAAGUUACGUCCCACGCCAAGCAGCGUCCUUGGUUUUAAGGAACCACUGUGUAUCCGUCAGAUGGGUCUUGAGAUCCUUCGUAAGUGAUAGAGAAGUAGUCAGAAAAGUAGGUAGAGAGUUCCAGAGAAAAAGGCCAGAAAAUGCAAAAGCAGAUAUAGCAAAAGUGUGUUUAACACGAGUUAAGAAGAAGGGAGAAAAAGAAGACGAUCGUAAACCGAGCGUUUAG
This is a messenger RNA of Helobdella robusta, 381 nucleotides long. RefSeq lists its product as hypothetical. The record is from RefSeq and is a predicted model, not a curated record. The coding region runs from base 1 to 381 and encodes 126 amino acids. The transcript has 3 exons. Lineage: Eukaryota; Metazoa; Annelida; Clitellata; Rhynchobdellida; Glossiphoniidae.